AUGUCAGAUCUCAUCAACGUAGAGGAGGUUGCACUAGUAGCACUGGAUUCAGUAAAUGACCCCGACAACCUUAGUGAUAAAGUUUUGCAUCACCUGGAAGGACUAUUUGGGACACUAAAUGACAAAGCGCCUGAAGCCACUUUCGCUAACAAGAAUGUGAUACUGCUUCCUGGAAUAUCAUCGGCUCCAGUUUUCACAAGUCACAAUCCAAACCACAAUCACAGAGUUUGCAGUACCUGGGGCAAUUACCACUUCAAAACUUUUGAUGGAGAUGUUUAUUAUUUCCCUGGAACCUGCAAUUAUGUCUUCGCCUCACAGUGUUUGAAUUCUUAUGAGGAUUUCAACAUCCAACUGAGGCGUAACAGUGUUGAAGGACAUCCAAGGAUCACUCAAAUUGUCAUGAAAGUUGAUGGAUUGGUUGUAGAAAUAAUUAAUUCAAUUAUUUCGGUCAGUGAUAAAGUGGUGACACCACCUUUUGCCUAUUCUGGGAUUAUGAUUGAGAAUGUCAGUAAUUACACCCGAAUUACAGCAAAGAUUGGCUUGGUUGUCACUUGGAAUGGAGAUGAUGCCCUAGAGCUUGAACUGAGUCAGCAGUUUGUCAAUACAACUUGCGGAUUAUGUGGUGACUUUAAUGGCAUACGUGAUAAUGAAUUUUUUUCAAAUGGCUAUCACCUGACUCCUAUCCAGUAUGGAAAUUUGCAAAAACUGAACGGCCCCACAGAACAAUGCAAGGAUGUGCCAUCUGACAGUGCAAAAAAUUGUUCAGAAUUUAAAUCUGUAUGUGAAAGUAUACUCUCAAGGCCAGAGUUUUCUAGCUGCUACAACAUACUGGAUGUAUCAUCCUUCAUCAAGAGCUGCACACUGGACUUAUGCCUAUGCACAGAUUUGAAUAAAUCAUCAUCCUGCCUCUGUGAAACCCUGUCAGAGUUUUCUAGACAGUGUGCCCAUGUUGGAGGGAAACCGGCCAACUGGAGAGGGAAAGAUUUAUGUGAGGAAACAUGCCAGCUAAAUAUGAUCUAUGAAGAAUGCGGGACUUCAUGUGCAGAUACUUGCUCAAAUCCUGACAGGAGUCAUAUCUGUGAUGACCACUGCAUUGAUGGCUGCUUCUGCCCUCCCGGUACUGUUUUGGAUGAUAUCUCCAACGGUGGAUGCAUUGCAAGGGAGCAGUGUCCUUGUACCUACAAUGGAUUGUCCUAUGCAACUGGAAAGUCUUAUUCCACUAAGUGCAGUAAAUGUAUUUGCAAUGGAGGGCAAUGGUCCUGUACUGAUCUAUCCUGCCCUGGCAUCUGUUCCGUUGAAGGAGGUUCUCACAUUAACACAUUUGAUGAAAACCAUUACAUAUUCCAUGGAAGGUGCUAUUAUGUUCUUGCUAAGGACUGCAAAAAUACAAUGUUCACUGUUUUGGGAGAACUGCAGCCAUGUGGUAUAACAGAAUCUGAGACUUGUCUAAAGUCAGUGGUACUGACUGCUCAUGGAUCUCAAACAAUUAUCUCCACUAACCCCAGUGGCAGUGUUUUUGUCAAUGGAAUCUUAACUCUGUUGCCUGCAACCACUGCCAAUAUCACAAUAUUCAAACCUUCAAAUUUCUACAUUAUUCUUCACACUCCCUUCGGUCUGCAGCUUCGGAUUCAGCUGGUGCCCCUGAUGCAAGUCUAUAUAAGUCUGGAUCCUUUCUUCAAAGGCCGGAUGUGUGGUCUUUGUGGAAACUUCAACAACAUACUUAAUGAUGAAUUUAAAGUAGCUAGUGGUCUUGUGGAAGGAACAGCUGCAGCCUUUGCAAACACAUGGAAGACCAAAGCCAGCUGCCCUAACAAAAAAGAUAUUCAUGAAAAUCCAUGUUCCCUCAGUGUUGAAAAUGAAAAAUAUGCCAAACAUUGGUGUGGGCUGCUGUUGGCUGAUGACUCCCCAUUUGCCCUGUGCCAUUCAGAGAUUGACCCCAACAUCUACUAUCAGCAUUGUAAAUAUGACAGCUGUAAUUGUGAGAAGAGUGAGGACUGUAUGUGUGCUGCCCUCUCCUCGUACGUUCAGGCUUGUGCAGCCAAGGGUGUAGUCAUCUCCAACUGGAGAGCUAAUGUGUGCUCAAAAUACAUCAGUUGUCCAAAAACACUCGUCUACAGCUACAACAUGACCAACUGCCACCGUACCUGUCAGUCGCUGGCCACACCAGACAGAACAUGUGAGAUUGACUUUGAGCUGGUUGAUGGGUGUGGUUGCGCCGAGGGAACUUACAUGGACGAUAAUGGGAAAUGUGUGGAUCCCUCCAGCUGCCCAUGCUACUACAGGGGGUCAUUCAUCCCAGCAGGGGAGGUUGUUCAUGAGGACGACACCAUAUGCACCUGCAAUAUGGGGAAACUUGAAUGUAUUGGAAAAGAUUUAACUUCCCAAGAAUGUGUGGCUCCCAUGAUUUACUUUGACUGCAAUAAUGCUUCAGCUGGCAGCACUGGCACAGAAUGUCAGAAGAGUUGUCAAAUCCUGGACAUGGAGUGUUAUACCAUGGAUUGUGUCUCUGGGUGUGUCUGUCCUCAAGGAUUGAUCUCUGAUGGAAAUGGUGGCUGUAUUCCCAUAAGUGAGUGUCCCUGUACACACAAUGGCCACAGUUACAAGUCUGGUGAAAUCAUAGAAGUGGACUGCAACUCAUGCCAAUGUAGCAACAGAUCAUGGAGCUGCACAGAUCAAGAUUGCCAUGGAAUGUGCAUGAUCUAUGGAGAUGGGAAUUACAUCACUUUUGAUGGGCAACGCUACACUUUUAAUGGAGAUUGUGAAUAUGUAGUUGCACAGGAUUAUUGUGGAAACAAUCCUAACAAUGGAACUUUCAGGAUAAUCACAGAAAACAUCCCUUGUGGUACCACUGGGACAACAUGCUCUAAAUCAAUCAAAAUCUUCUUGGGUAAUACUGAAAUAAAACUAUCGGAUGGAAAUUAUGAGAUUACGAAGCUUACUUAUGGUAUAAAUGUGCCUUAUGAAGUACGUCACCUUGGCAUUUAUCUUGUAUUGGAGGCCAAAAAUGGACUGAUAUUGCUCUGGGAUAAGAAAACAAGCCUGAUUAUUAAAAUGAGUCACUCAUUCAAGCAUACCAUCUGUGGAUUGUGUGGCAAUUAUGAUGGGAAUGUUCAAAAUGAUUUCACCACAAGAAGCCAAUUAGUCGUUGCAAAUGUGGAUGAGUUUGGAAACAGUUGGAAGGUGUCUCCUGCAUGUGCAAAUGUAAAAGACAAUGAAGAUCCCUGCUCAGUCAAUAUUCAUCGAGAUGCAUGGGCUCAGAAACAGUGUAGCAUCCUCAAGAAUGAGCCAUUCCUGCUUUGUAAUUCUCAGGUCGACCCAGCCCCAUAUUAUGAGGCAUGUGUCCGUGACGCCUGUGCCUGUGACACUGGUGGAGAUUGUGAAUGUCUGUGUACAGCUAUCGCUGCUUACUCUUUGGCUUGCAGGAUGGUUGGAGUUUGUAUUUCCUGGAGGACCCCUGAACUUUGUCCUCUCUUUUGCGAUUAUUAUAAUCCCAGUGAUGAGUGUGAAUGGCACUAUGCACCAUGUGGAAUUCCAUGCCUAAAAACGUGCCAGAAUCCCAGUGGAUCAUGCUCCAAAAUUAUCCCCAAGCUUGAAGGUUGCUACCCAGAUUGCCCUGAGGAUAAGCCAUUCUUAGAUGAAGAUAAAAUGGAAUGCGUUCCAUUGAACCAGUGUCCCUGCCAUUUUAAUGGAAAAAAUUAUGAGCCAGGUGAAUCUGUCCCAUCAACACAGAACUGUGAUUCCUGCAAAUGUAAGAAUGGUGAAGUAGACUGCACCUAUGCCAGAUCAGAAUGUACCUGUACCUAUGAUGGCAAAACCUUCCACGAAGGAGAAAUCAUCUAUCAUACUACGGAUGGAAUUGGUGGAUGCAUCAAAGCAACAUGCAGUGUGAAUGGAACUAUAAUCCGACAAGUGUAUCCGUGCCCACCAAAGACCAGUACAGUUCCCAGUACAACACUGAGCUUUGAGACGACACCAACCACAUCAUCUGGAACCACAAUCAAAGUUACAUCAGCACACAAUGAAGCAACUGCAACAGUUUCUACCACAACAGCUCCAGUCACUACACACAUUAGCACAACUACAACCACCACUGAGACUGCACCAACUCAAGCUCAGCUAAUGUCAACUAUGACCUCACCAACAACAGUCACCACCACAACAGCUCCAGUUCCUACACAUAGUCGCUCAACUACAACCACCACAACAGCUCCAGUUCCUACACAUACAGCUACAACCACCACUAAGACUACAUCUGAAAAAACCCAGUCAACAUCGACUACCACCUCACCAACAGCAGUCACCACCACAACAGCUCCAGUUCCUACACAUAGCCGCACAACUACAACCACCACUGAGGCUACAUCUGAACAGCCAAAAUCGACUACCACCUCACCAACAACAGUCACCACCACAACAGCUCCAGUUCCUACACAUAGCCACACAACUACAACCACCACUGAGACUACAUCUGAACAGCCAAAAUCGACUACCACCUCACCAACAGCAGUCACCACCACAACAGCUCCAAUUCCUACACAUAGCCGUACAGCUACAACCACCACUGAGACUACAUCUGAACAAACCCAGACAACAUCGACUACCACCUCACCAACAACAGUCACUACCACAACAGCUCCAGUUCCUACACAUAGCCGCACAACUACAACCACCACUGAGACUACAUCUGAACAAACCCAGACAUCGACUACCACCUCACCAACAACAGUCACUACCACAACAGCUCCAGUUCCUACACAUAGCCGCACAACUACAACCGCGACUGAGACUACAUCUGAACAAACCCAGACAACAUCGACUACCACCUCACCAACAGCAGUCACCACCACAACAGCUCCAGUUCCUACACAUAGCCAUACAGCUACAACCACCACUGAGACUACAUCUGAACAAACCCAGACAACAUCGACUACCACCUCACCAACAGCAGUCACCACCACAACAGCUCCAGUUCCUACACAUAGCCGCACAACUACAACCGCGACUGAGACUACAUCUGAACAAACCCAGACAACAUCGACUACCACCUCACCAACAGCAGUCACCACCACAACAGCUCCAGUUCCUACACAUAGCCAUACAGCUACAACCACCACUGAGACUACAUCUGAACAAACCCAGACAACAUCGACUACCACCUCACCAACAGCAGUCACCACCACAACAGCUCCAGUUCCUACACAUAGCCGCACAACUACAACCACCACUGAGGCUACAUCUGAACAGCCAAAAUCGACUACCACCUCACCAACAACAGUCACCACCACAACAGCUCUAGUUCCCACACAUAGCCGCACAACUACAACCACCACUGAGACUACAUCUGAACAAACCCAGACAACAUCGACUACCACCUCACCAACAACAGUCACUACCACAACAGCUCCAGUUCCUACACAUAGCCGCACAACUACAACCGCGACUGAGACUACAUCUGAACAAACCCAGACAACAUCGACUACCACCUCACCAACAACAGUCACUACCACAACAGCUCCAGUUCCUACACAUAGCCGCACAACUACAACCGCGACUGAGACUACAUCUGAACAAACCCAGACAACAUCGACUACCACCUCACCAACAGCAGUCACCACCACAACAGCUCCAGUUCCUACACAUAGCCAUACAGCUACAACCACCACUGAGACUACAUCUGAACAAACCCAGACAACAUCGACUACCACCUCACCAACAACAGUCACCACCACAACAGCUCCAGUUCCUACACAUAGCCGCACAACUACAACCACCACUGAGACUACAACUGAACAAACCCAGACAACAUCGACUACCACCUCACCAACAACAGUCACCACCACAACAGCUCCAGUUCCUACACAUAGCCGCACAACUACAACCACCACUGAGGCUACAUCUGAGCAGCCAAAAUCGACUACCACUUCACCAACAACAGUCACCACCACAACAGCUCCAGUUCCUACACAUAGCCGUACAGCUACAACCACCACUGAGACUACAUCUGAACAAACCCAGACAACAUCGACUACCACCUCACCAACAACAGUCACCACCACAACAGCUCCAAUUCCUACACAUAGCCGUACAGCUACAACCACCACUGAGGCUACAUCUGAACAGCCAAAAUCGACUACCACCUCACCAACAACAGUCACCACCACAACAGCUCCAGUUCCUACACAUAGCCAUACAGCUACAACCACCACUGAGACUACAUCUGAACAAACCCAGACAACAUCGACUACCACCUCACCAACAACAGUCACCACCACAACAGCUCCAGUUCCUACACAUAGCCGUACAGCUACAACCACCACUGAGGCUACAUCUGAACAGCCAAAAUCGACUACCACCUCACCAACAACAGUCACCACCACAACAGCUCCAGUUCCUACACAUAGCCGUACAGCUACAACCACCACUGAGACUACAUCUGAACAAACCCAGACAACAUCGACUACCACCUCACCAACAGUCACCACCACAACAGCUCCAGUUCCUACACAUAGCCAUACAGCUACAACCACCACUGAGACUGCAUCUGAAAAAACCCAGACAACAUCGACUACCACCUCACCAACAAUAGUCACAACAGCUCCAGUUCCUACACAUAGCCGCACAACUACAACCACCACUGAGACUACGUCUGAACAGCCAAAAUCAACUCCCAUCUCACAGACAACAGUUUCCACCACAACAACAGCUCCAGUUCCUGCACAUAGCAGUACAACUACAACUACCACUGAGACUACAUCUGAACAAACCCAGACAACAUCGACUACCACCUCACCAACAACAGUAUGUUCAUGCAGUGUACAAGGAUUAAAACUGAAACCUGGUCAGGCGAUUGUGACAUCUGCAGAGAAUUCAGGCCUCUGCAAAUUCACUCUCUGUACUAUGGAUUGCAAAAUUUUGAAGUAUACCGGAAGAUGUGAAAGUACGACUACCACUCCAGAACCCACAACAUCUACAGUAGUAACUGUAACUCCAAAAACUCCAGUAACAACAACCUGUGGCUGCCAAGUGGAUGGACGAAAAAUGGCCGCUGGUCAGGCGAUUGUGACGUCUACAGGGAAAUCAGGCCUCUGCAACUUCACGCUCUGCACUACAGGUUGUGAAGUUAUGAAGUUUACCGGAAGAUGUGAAAGUACAACGGCCGCUCCAGAACCCACAACUUCUACAGUAGUAACUGUAACUCCAAUAACACCAGAAACAACAACCUGUAGCUGUCUCACAGAUGGAGGAAAAAUGGCACCUGGUCAGGCGAUUGUGACGUCUACAGGGAAAUCAGGCCUCUGCAACUUCACGCUCUGCACUACAGAUUGUGAAGUUAUGAAGUAUACCGGAAGAUGUGAAAGUACAACCACCGCUCCUGAACCCACUUCUUCUACAGUAGUAACUGUAACUCCAAUAACACCAGCAACACCAGCAACCUGUAGCUGUCUCACAGAUGGAGGAAAAAUGGCACCUGGUCAGGCGAUUGUGACGUCUACAGGGAAAUCAGGCCUCUGCAACUUCACGCUCUGCACUACAGGUUGUGAAGUUAUGAAGUUUACCGGAAGAUGUGAAAGUACAACGGCCGCUCCAGAACCCACAACUUCUACAGUAGUAACUGUAACUCCAAUAACACCAGCAACACCAGAAACCUGUAGCUGUCUCACAGAUGGAGGAAAAAUGGCACCUGGUCAGGCGAUUGUGACGUCUACAGGGAAAUCAGGCCUCUGCAACUUCACGCUCUGCACUACAGAUUGUGAAGUUAUGAAGUAUACCGGAAGAUGUGAAAGUACAACCACCGCUCCUGAACACACUUCUUCUACAGUAGUAACUGUAACUCCAAUAACACCAGCAACACCAGCAACCUGUAGCUGUCUCACAGAUGGAGGAAAAAUGGCACCUGGUCAGGCGAUUGUGACGUCUACAGGGAAAUCAGGCCUCUGCAACUUCACGCUCUGCACUACAGAUUGUGAAGUUAUGAAGUAUACCGGAAGAUGUGAAAGUACAACCACCGCUCCUGAACACACUUCUUCUACAGUAGUAACUGUAACUCCAGCAACACCAGCAACCUGCAGCUGUCUCACAGAUGGAGGAAAAAUGGCACCUGGUCAGGCGAUUGUGACGUCCACAGGGAAAUCAGGCCUCUGCAACUUCACGCUCUGCACUACAGGUUGUGAAGUUAUGAAGUAUACCGGAAGAUGUGAAAGUACAACCACCGCUCCUGAACACACUUCUUCUACAGUAGUAACUGUAACUCCAAUAACACCAGCAACACCAGCAACCUGUAGCUGUCUCACAGAUGGAGGAAAAAUGGCACCUGGUCAGGCGAUUGUGACGUCUACAGGGAAAUCAGGCCUCUGCAACUUCACGCUCUGCACUACAGAUUGUGAAGUUAUGAAGUUUACCGGAAGAUGUGAAAGUACAACGGCCGCUCCAGAACCCACAACUUCUACAGUAGUAACUGUAACUCCAAUAACACCAGCAACACCUGAAACCUGUAGCUGUCUCACAGAUGGAGGAAAAAUGGCACCUGGUCAGGCGAUUGUGACGUCUACAGGGAAAUCAGGCCUCUGCAACUUCACGCUCUGCACUACAGGUUGUGAAGUUAUGAAGUUUACCGGAAGAUGUGAAAGUACAACGGCCGCUCCAGAACCCACAACUUCUACAGUAGUAACUGUAACUCCAAUAACACCAGCAACACCUGAAACCUGUAGCUGUCUCACAGAUGGAGGAAAAAUGGCACCUGGUCAGGCGAUUGUGACGUCUACAGGGAAAUCAGGCCUCUGCAACUUCACGCUCUGCACUACAGAUUGUGAAGUUAUAAAGUAUACCGGAAGAUGUGAAAGUACAACCACCGCUCCUGAACACACUUCUUCUACAGUAGUAACUGUAACUCCAAUAACACCAGCAACACCAGCAACCUGUAGCUGUCUCACAGAUGGAGGAAAAAUGGCACCUGGUCAGGCGAUUGUGACGUCUACAGGGAAAUCAGGCCUCUGCAACUUCACGCUCUGCACUACAGGUUGUGAAGUUAUGAAGUUUACCGGAAGAUGUGAAAGUACAACGGCCGCUCCAGAACCCACAACUUCUACAGUAGUAACUGUAACUCCAAUAACACCAGCAACACCAGAAACCUGUAGCUGUCUCACAGAUGGAGGAAAAAUGGCACCUGGUCAGGCGAUUGUGACGUCUACAGGGAAAUCAGGCCUCUGCAACUUCACGCUCUGCACUACAGAUUGUGAAGUUAUGAAGUAUACCGGAAGAUGUGAAAGUACAACCGCCGCUCCUGAACACACUUCUUCUACAGUAGUAACUGUAACUCCAAUAACACCAGCAACACCAGCAACCUGUAGCUGUCUCACAGAUGGAGGAAAAAUGGCACCUGGUCAGGCGAUUGUGACGUCUACAGGGAAAUCAGGCCUCUGCAACUUCACGCUCUGCACUACAGAUUGUGAAGUUAUGAAGUAUACCGGAAGAUGUGAAAGUACAACCACCGCUCCUGAACACACUUCUUCUACAGUAGUAACUGUAACUCCAGCAACACCAGCAACCUGCAGCUGUCUCACAGAUGGAGGAAAAAUGGCACCUGGUCAGGCGAUUGUGACGUCUACAGGGAAAUCAGGCCUCUGCAACUUCACGCUCUGCACGACAGAUUGUGAAGUUAUGAAGUAUACCGGAAGAUGUGAAAGUACAACCACCGCUCCUGAACACACUUCUUCUACAGUAGUAACUGUAACUCCAAUAACACCAGCAACACCAGCAACCUGUAGCUGUCUCACAGAUGGAGGAAAAAUGGCACCUGGUCAGGCGAUUGUGACGUCUACAGGGAAAUCAGGCCUCUGCAACUUCACGCUCUGCACUACAGAUUGUGAAGUUAUGAAGUAUACCGGAAGAUGUGAAAGUACAACCACCGCUCCUGAACACACUUCUUCCACAGUAGUAACUGUAACUCCAAUAACACCAGCAACACCAGCAACCUGUAGCUGUCUCACAGAUGGAGGAAAAAUGGCACCUGGUCAGGCGAUUGUGACGUCUACAGGGAAAUCAGGCCUCUGCAACUUCACGCUCUGCACUACAGAUUGUGAAGUUAUGAAGUAUACCGGAAGAUGUGAAAGUACAACCACCGCUCCUGAACACACUUCUUCUACAGUAGUAACUGUAACUCCAAUAACGCCAGCAACACCAGCAACCUGUAGCUGUCUCACAGAUGGAGGAAAAAUGGCACCUGGUCAGGCGAUUGUGACGUCUACAGGGAAAUCAGGCCUCUGCAACUUCACGCUCUGCACUACAGAUUGUGAAGUUAUGAAGUAUACCGGAAGAUGUGAAAGUACAACCACCGCUCCUGAACACACUUCUUCUACAGUAGUAACUGUAACUCCAAUAACACCAGCAACACCAGCAACCUGUAGCUGUCUCACAGAUGGAGGAAAAAUGGCACCUGGUCAGGCGAUUGUGACGUCUACAGGGAAAUCAGGCCUCUGCAACUUCACGCUCUGCACUACAGGUUGUGAAGUUAUGAAGUUUACCGGAAGAUGUGAAAGUACAACGGCCGCUCCAGAACCCACAACUUCUACAGUAGUAACUGUAACUCCAAUAACACCAGCAACACCUGAAACCUGUAGCUGUCUCACAGAUGGAGGAAAAAUGGCACCUGGUCAGGCGAUUGUGACGUCUACAGGGAAAUCAGGCCUCUGCAACUUCACGCUCUGCACUACAGAUUGUGAAGUUAUAAAGUAUACCGGAAGAUGUGAAAGUACAACCACCGCUCCUGAACACACUUCUUCUACAGUAGUAACUGUAACUCCAAUAACACCAGCAACACCAGCAACCUGUAGCUGUCUCACAGAUGGAGGAAAAAUGGCACCUGGUCAGGCGAUUGUGACGUCUACAGGGAAAUCAGGCCUCUGCAACUUCACGCUCUGCACUACAGAUUGUGAAGUUAUAAAGUAUACCGGAAGAUGUGAAAGUACAACCACCGCUCCUGAACACACUUCUUCUACAGUAGUAACUGUAACUCCAGCAACACCAGCAACCUGCAGCUGUCUCACAGAUGGAGGAAAAAUGGCACCUGGUCAGGCGAUUGUGACGUCUACAGGGAAAUCAGGCCUCUGCAACUUCACGCUCUGCACUACAGGUUGUGAAGUUAUGAAGUUUACCGGAAGAUGUGAAAGUACAACGGCCGCUCCAGAACCCACAACUUCUACAGUAGUAACUGUAACUCCAAUAACACCAGCAACACCAGAAACCUGUAGCUGUCUCACAGAUGGAGGAAAAAUGGCACCUGGUCAGGCGAUUGUGACGUCUACAGGGAAAUCAGGCCUCUGCAACUUCACGCUCUGCACUACAGAUUGUGAAGUUAUAAAGUAUACCGGAAGAUGUGAAAGUACAACCACCGCUCCUGAACACACUUCUUCUACAGUAGUAACUGUAACUCCAGCAACACCAGCAACCUGUAGCUGUCUCACAGAUGGAGGAAAGAUGGCACCUGGUCAGGCGAUUGUGACGUCUACAGGGAAAUCAGGCCUCUGCAACUUCACGCUCUGCACGACAGAUUGUGAAGUUAUAAAGUAUACCGGAAGAUGUGAAAGUACAACCACCGCUCCUGAACACACUUCUUCUACAGUAGUAACUGUAACUCCAAUAACACCAGCAACACCAGCAACCUGUAGCUGUCUCACAGAUGGAGGAAAGAUGGCACCUGGUCAGGCGAUUGUGACGUCUACAGGGAAAUCAGGCCUCUGCAACUUCACGCUCUGCACUACAGGUUGUGAAGUUAUGAAGUUUACCGGAAGAUGUGAAAGUACAACGGCCGCUCCAGAACCCACAACUUCUACAGUAGUAACUGUAACUCCAAUAACACCAGCAACACCAGAAACCUGUAGCUGUCUCACAGAUGGAGGAAAAAUGGCACCUGGUCAGGCGAUUGUGACGUCUACAGGGAAAUCAGGCCUCUGCAACUUCACGCUCUGCACUACAGAUUGUGAAGUUAUAAAGUAUACCGGAAGAUGUGAAAGUACAACCACCGCUCCUGAACACACUUCUUCUACAGUAGUAACUGUAACUCCAAUAACACCAGCAACACCAGCAACCUGUAGCUGUCUCACAGAUGGAGGAAAAAUGGCACCUGGUCAGGCGAUUGUGACGUCUACAGGGAAGUCAGGCCUCUGCAACUUCACGCUCUGCACUACAGAUUGUGAAGUUAUGAAGUAUACCGGAAGAUGUGAAAGUACAACCACCGCUCCUGAACACACUUCUUCUACAGUAGUAACUGUAACUCCAAUAACACCAGCAACACCAGCAACCUGUAGCUGUCUCACAGAUGGAGGAAAAAUGGCACCUGGUCAGGCAAUUGUGACUUCUGCAGGGAAAUCAGGCCUCUGCAAAUUGACUGUCUGUACUGUGGAUUGCAAAAUUUUGAAGUAUACCGGAAGAUGUGAAAGUACGACUACCACUCCAGAACCCACAACAUCUACAGUAGUAACUGUGACUCCAGAAACAACAGCACCAACAACCUGUAGCUGUAACGUAGAUGGAUUUAAAAUGGCACCUGGUCAGGCGAUUGUGACGUCUACAGGGAAGUCAGGCCUCUGCAACUUCACGCUCUGCACUACAGAUUGUGAAGUUAUGAAGUAUACCGGAAGAUGUGAAAGUACAACCACCGCUCCUGAACCCACUUCUUCUACAGUAGUAACUGUAACUCCAAUAACACCAGGAGCACCAGCAACCUGUAGCUGUCUCACAGAUGGAGGAAAAAUGGCACCUGGUCAGGCGAUUGUGACCUCUGCUGGGAAAUCAGAACUCUGCAACUUCACUCUCUGUACUGUGGAUUGCAAAAUUUUGAAGUAUACCGGAAGAUGUGAAAGUACGACUACCACUCCAGAGCGCACAACAUCUACAGUCGUAACUGUGACUCCAGAAACAACAGGACCAACAACCUGUAGCUGUAAUGCUGAUGGAUUUAAAAUGGCACCUGGUCAGGCGAUUGUGACGUCUGCAGGGAAAUCAGGCCUCUGCAACUUCACACUCUGCACUACGGAUUGCGAAAUUAUGAAGUAUACCGGAAGAUGUGAAAGUACGACCACCAGCCCAGAACCCACAACUUCUACAGUAGUAACUGUAACUCCAAUAACACCAGGAACAACAACCUGUAGCUGUCACGCAGCUGGACAAAAAAUGGCACCUGGGCAGGUCAUCGUGACUUCUGAUGAUAAAUCAGGCCAAUGCACUUAUGUGCAAUGCACUCCAGGUUGUAAGAUUGUGACAUCUUCGAGACAGUGUGACACUACCUCUCCAUUCACUGCAUCCAGUACAGCCAAAUCCACAACAGUCGAAUCUACAACUCUCAGUCCACCAGCUACAUCAAACUGCACCUGCAUAGUCAAUGAGAAAUUAAUAUUACCAGGAAAGAAAAUCUACUAUACCAGUGAUAAAGCAGGCUGGUGUUAUUUUGGGUUCUGUUCCAAGACCUGUGAAAUUGUGAAACACACGAUACCAUGUGUAACCAGCACGUCAUCUCCACCAGCCACAGAGUCACCUGUACCAACAACAACUCCGAGUGGUUGCUCAGCUCUCCACCCACCUAGAGCUAUGAAUGAAACUUGGAAGAUUGACAACUGCACAAUAGGAAUGUGUACAGGGAAUAACACCAUUUCAAUAGUGCCAAUGAAAUGUCCAAAAGUUAAACCAGUCACUUGUCAAAAUGGACUGCAACCCAGUAAAACCUAUGACCAAUCUGGCUGCUGCUAUCAGAAUCAUUGUAACUGUGAGUAUUAA
Messenger RNA from Mobula hypostoma (lesser devil ray), 13767 nucleotides. Its product is annotated as mucin-2-like. The coding region runs from base 1 to 13767 and encodes 4588 amino acids. The transcript has 62 exons. Lineage: Eukaryota; Metazoa; Chordata; Chondrichthyes; Myliobatiformes; Myliobatidae. Gene Ontology annotation, cellular component: extracellular matrix. Gene Ontology annotation, molecular function: protein binding. The record is from RefSeq and is a predicted model, not a curated record.